This is a messenger RNA of Spodoptera littoralis (African cotton leafworm), 4212 nucleotides long. The record is from the annotation of a GenBank genome assembly. Lineage: Eukaryota; Metazoa; Arthropoda; Insecta; Lepidoptera; Noctuidae.
AUGUCGUUACCACCGUUUCCUUCACAAGAUUUGGCGAAACUAGUCCUUGGAUAUCUUGCUGAGGAGCAGCUUAUGACUGCGUAUGAUGAGUUUUUACAAGCUAGUCCUUACUUGGAUGCUUUAAGAAACGAAUAUGACAGGAUAUUUAUGACAUCACUCAAGAAUAUUCUGGCAGAAUAUAGGGCUGUAAAAAUAUAUGUGGAGACAUGUAAACCUCUUAUAUUGAGGAAGAAGUUGGUGCAAUGUACAAAUCUUUUGGAUGUUGUCAAAUUCUUAGCUAUUAAUGCUGAUAUAAGCAAAAUACAAUUACAGGAUACUUCUAGUGACAGACUCAGUAUAUCCAAAGUUAAUUCAUCACAAUCUUCAAAACAAAAUGUAUGUGAUGUGUGCAGCUGUGUGUCUAGCUAUUGUAAGUGCAAACAGAAGUCUGGCUCGUGUCUGGACAUGAGUCUGGAUAGUUGUGUUGAAGCAACAGCUUUGGAAGAUCUCCCUGGGAACCAUGGAAUUCGCAAAAAGCAUGUUAAAGUUUUGGAAAAGGAAGUGGGUUUAGAGUCUAGUGGAGGAUUAAAUGAUGGUACAAAGCAAACUUCAAACAUUUCGAACAACAGUGGCAAUGUACUGAAUAAUUUAGGUUCUAAUACCCAUAGUUCCCAAAUGAAACUGAAUGAGAGUUCUUCCAUCGCUUUGAAUACAAUUCCAAAACCCACCGAUACGCCAGAAUGCAGAGAGAAGAUUGAAGAGUUCAAUACAAUUUUGAAGAAAGUCUGUAAGAACAAUAAGUCUAAAGUAGACACAAGACUGUUUAGUCUACCUCAAUCUGAUAGCUUCAAUAAAAGUAAUAAUGAUAGCUCUUUUCAAGAUUUUGCUUCUGGAGUUCGAGGCCAUGAAAACCGAAAUGUUCCUGUACCAGAUUCCAGCACUUCUGAAAACUCUACAAACAUGGCUUCAGUUGCAAACAACACAAACACGGAUCUCAGUAAUAAUUUGAAUGAAGUGCCAAAAAGUGAUGUAGUGGAAUCUCAAGCGCGUUCUUAUUGUCAACCUCGAUUGAUACCUAAGGACCAAAAAAUUAAAAUAAUAUCGGAUGUAAAGGUAGAUAAGCCGUUCCCACCGAUAAAUAAGACUUCGACGCCAUUAAUGCAAACAAUUCUAAUAAACGGUAGACCAGCUUACAAUCAGUCCAUACCUAUGAUUGGCACUAGUUUUACAAAGGAUGAAAUUAUGGCGAUGCCUACUAUAAUAGUCGUGCCUGCGUCAGGUCCCCCACCGAAUAUGUGUCAAGUAAAACCUGUACAGAUACAAAAGAUGCAGAAAGUAAAUACAAACGCUGUUCCAGCACCAAACCUCCUUGGUCCCCUUGUAAUAGAUGUAUCAUCAAAUAAUGUUCCUGAAACGAAGAAGCCUGAAACUGAACUCCCGAAUUUAGAUCAACCAAAACCUGCCGAACCUGAACCAGGGUUAGUAAAAACUGUCGAUAUUAAAAAUGCGUCUGUUCCAAAAGAUAAUGUUAUAGCUGGUGAAGGUCAAACAAAUACUCCACAAGUUCUUCCGCCUCUUAGGAGGUCUUCCUCUACGCCUCGCAGAAAUUCCCAUAUCAGAGUAUUAGACUUCACUACACCAAGGAGAAUACUACACGAGACAAUAAAAGAAGUCCCUCCUAGUGAAAUCAAUGAGAACCCUGUUGAUGUCGUAGUCAGUAGGAGUCCUAACUUAGUAUUCACUGAAACCGCAAAAGCUAAAGAUAAUAUUGUUGAUAUGAGUAACGUUAAAGUUCAUAAAAUAGAGUCCUGCCUCUAUAACAGUCUGAAAAAAGAUUCUGAUAUCAAGCCAGUUAUAAAAAGUAAGAAAACUGAUUGGGAUGCUGAUUUGCGAGCCUUAGCAACUGCGAGUGUACCUAGCAAUCCGCCUCCUAAGGCAAAGCCCAGGCCCAAGAAACCUAAGAAUAAGAAAGCAGUUGAUACUCCAUCAGAAGGGGAUAACACAGCAGGGAAAGCUGAAAAAACAGAAGAUAAAAAACCGCGUAAAAAAAGACAACUGUCUCCUAAACCUAAUAAAUCUAAAAAGAGACGGAAAUUAGAAGAGGAAGAGGAACAGUAUGCACAAAUGGCAUUGAACACUGACAACAAACCUAUGAUCAAACCAACUUUCGUUGUAGUACCUGCCUAUUCUAGUGUACCCCCUGAAGCAGAUAAGCCUCUCGAAGUCAGUCAAAACAAACCCACUGAAGUCAAUGCAAACAAAUCAAACAGUGAUGACAUUAACGAAACACCUGAAGCCGAAAGGUUAUCUUUGCAGAAUGAGAUUGGGGCAAGAUUAAAUAUAUCAGAAUUUCUAGAAACCCCUUACAAACAAGCUUUGUAUGAUAUUCAAAUGGAGACGCCGAAAUUUUUAGGGUCUUUACCCGAUGAACCGAUAUCAGAUAUUAAAAUUAUGAGUAUUCCUACACCUCGUUUCUUUGAUACUCCAAAACCUGCGCAUGCUACGCCAUCGUAUUCAUCCCGAGCGACUGAUUAUUCUAGCGGAGGGUCUUACUACAAGCCAGAUGAUCAGGACUAUCUGAGAAUUGCUGAUUUAGAAUGCCCAGUGUCUUCAUCAAAAGAUGAACCCCCUCCUGUGGAAGCACCCAAUGAUACAGCAACCACCAGUAAAAGGAGUUCUAGACCAGUAAGGAAGUGUACGAAAAAUGUGUCAUAUGUCAGUAGUAGUAAUAUAAGCUGUAAACCGAAAGAAAAACCAGUAGAUGAUAACAUUGAGAAAAUCUCAUCUUGUAGUGACACUACUGUAGCGAACAGCUCUCUUGAAAUUAGCAAAGAUGUCAACUUAAAAACACCGAAAACUCCUAAAUUAAAAUCAUCAAGUACCAAAUCGGAUGCAAAGAAAAAGUUGAGUUCUAGUAAAAAACGAAAAUCCCCUAUGAAAAAGGAUAGACAAAAUUCAUUCAUGAAGAUCAAACCUAGAAGACUGACCCCAAUAAAGGAUAAUAAGAGAUCAAGAAGGAAAACCGAGAUGUUUUCUCAAUCGGUUUCUUCUAAAUCGCCGAAAAAGAGGUUAAGUGCAAAAGAAAAGAAUACUCAUAUUAUGCCAGUAGUAAGUCCUGCUCCGACCAAGUCGCGUCGAAAAUCUUCGACGCCCAGGAAACUACAUUGUACAAAAACUUUUAAUUCUGAAAGUUCGGGUCAUGAGUCUCCGGAAAUGAACGCGAGCAAUAAACAUAAUAAACCGAACCCGCAUUCAAUGGUUUCUUCGCUAGAUUCUGAUACAGAACAAUUAGCGUUACGCUGGUCUGACGACGGCUCACAAGAUGGAAAACCUAAAGAUGUAGAAAGUGAAGAUAUAUGCAAAAUAAAAGAAUAUAUUGCAACAACAGUUAGCGAUGUACACAAACCCAAUAGUAACACAGGCAAUUUACACACUGAUUUGGUUAAAAGAGGUUUUGAUGCUGAAACGGCAAAAAUAAUAGAAAGAGAUUUGCUGGAUUCACCUAGUGUGAAACCAACUCUUACUGAGGCUAAACAAACUGAAAAGAAUGAAGGUAUAUUAAAUAGGAGUAUUGAAACUGAUACAAGUACGACAAAUGAUUUACAAAUUGUCCAAGAUGAUGAUUUAGAUGAUGAAAUAGAAUUAUCCGUUUAUGAAUGUCAUGAAGACAGUAAUAAUUAUGUUCAAUGUAAGAGUGACACCAAAGAUAGAUGGCAAGGAGAGCCUAUAACAUUAAAAGAUAAGUUUAGUAUGGAAGUAUGUAUAGAUGACGGAGUAGCGAUAAGAUUAAGAGCAACACAUUUUAAAACUUUAUUUAAUAAUGAACCAGACAAUUCAGCACAAUUACAAUAUAGUUUUAGGGAAACAGAAGUAGCAGUCAAUUCAAUUUCAGGUAUGGACAGGCUAUACACGCCUAUGAAAGAUCAUAAGGCGCAGUGUUUCGAAAUAUUUGAUUCUACUUUGACAAGUCUGGAUACACCUUUAAAGGCGCAUAGUCCGACUUUCAAAGAGCAAAGAAUAAAUGAGAUAGAAAUAGUGUUAGAGGAAGAAGAAAAUGUAGAAACUAAGGAUAAUGCUGAAGUUAAGAAAAGAAGAAUACAAAGUAGUAACACUUCUGAGGAGCCUUUAAAUGAAAAUAAUGAAAGUAAUCCAGAUGCCCAGUAUUUGUUUAAUUCAACAAAUAUUCAGAAUAUUGAUAUCGAAUCAGUAUUGAAGAAACUCCAUGGACCUUAG